AUGGUGACACAAGAACUAGUAUCAGAUGUAAUUCUUGAGCCGUACAAUGCGACUUUAUCGGUGCAUCAACUCGUUGAGAAUACCGAGGAGACGUUCUGCAUCGAUAACGAAGCACUUUACGAUAUUUGUCUCCGCACACUGAAACUGAAUGCGCCAACGUACGGUGAUCUAAAUCAUCUGGUAUCGAUGACAAUGUCUGGGGUCACUACGUGUUUACGCUUCCCAGGUCAGUUGAAUGCUGACCUGCGAAAACUGGCCGUGAACAUGAUUCCAUUUCCCAGAUUGCACUUCUUCAUGCCUGGAUUCGCUCCGCUCACAGCUCGCGGUGCUGCUGCAUAUAGAUCGCUAUCGAUCAACGAUCUAAUUCAGCAACUAUUCGACUCGAAGAAUAUGAUGGCGGCGUGUGAUCCACGUCACGGUAGAUAUCUCACUGUUGCGGCCAUGUUUCGAGGACGACUCUCAAUGCAUGUUAGCGUUUCUUCUAUUACUUCAUUUUUUAUUCCAGAAAUAAUGCUCUUCAACGCUCUAGAAGGCCAAUUGCCUGUGAUGUAUUGUAUAUUGUAA
This is a messenger RNA of Anisakis simplex (herring worm), 564 nucleotides long. The record is from the annotation of a GenBank genome assembly. Lineage: Eukaryota; Metazoa; Nematoda; Chromadorea; Rhabditida; Anisakidae.